Brachypodium distachyon (stiff brome) is the source of this 910-nucleotide messenger RNA. RefSeq names its product probable cytokinin riboside 5'-monophosphate phosphoribohydrolase LOG4. Lineage: Eukaryota; Viridiplantae; Streptophyta; Magnoliopsida; Poales; Poaceae. The coding region runs from base 120 to 791 and encodes 223 amino acids. Gene Ontology annotation, molecular function: hydrolase activity, hydrolyzing N-glycosyl compounds. The transcript has 6 exons. The record is from RefSeq and is a predicted model, not a curated record. Gene Ontology annotation, cellular component: cytosol; nucleus. Gene Ontology annotation, biological process: cytokinin biosynthetic process.
AAGCCCCGCUUCCAUAGCACACCCGGCCGGAUAGCCAACUCUCUCAUCCUGGCCACUCUUCCUAUCCUCCCGGCCCGGGUAUCCUCCCUCUCCCCCUCUCGUCCCCGACACACACACACAUGGAGGCGAACCAAGAGAAUGCCACGGGAAGCAGCGGGGUGCGUGCGGUGUGCGUCUUCUGCGGCAGCAGGCCGGGCAACCGGCCGUCCUUCAGCGCCGCCGCCCUCGACCUUGGAAACCAACUGGUGGAGAGGCAGCUCGACCUUGUGUACGGCGGCGGCAGCGGCGGCCUGAUGGGCCUCGUGUCCAAGGCCGUCCACGACGGCGGCCGCCACGUCCUCGGGGUCAUCCCGAGUGCUCUCCUGCCUCAAGAGGUGUCAGGGGAGACAUUGGGAGAGGUGAAAGUGGUCAGGGACAUGCAUGAGCGCAAGUCAGAAAUGGCUAAACACUCCGACGCCUUCGUCGCCCUGCCAGGCGGUUAUGGGACGAUCGAAGAACUGUUGGAGAUCAUAGCGUGGGCGCAGCUGGGGAUCCACAACAAACCUGUGGGGCUGCUCAACGUGGACGGCUACUACAACAGCCUGCUUUCGCUGUUCGACAAGGGCGUCGAGGAGGGCUUCAUCGACGCCGCCGAGCGCAACAUCUUCGUCCUCGCCGACACCGCCGACGAGCUGCUCACCAAGCUCACGGAGGCGGCGGCGGCUACGGCGGCUCGUGCUGACAUUGAUGACGACGCCGGCAAUGAUCACAAGGGCCUGGAGGCCGCCGGCAUCAAGAGGAAAAGAAGCUAGCUAGAUAUAUAGCUAGCUAGCUGGUCCGGUUGUGUGUCUCGAUCGUCUAUAGCUUCGUUUAUGUAUUUUCUCCUCCUCCUGUUAUUGUUAUCAUUGCUAAGCACGUACGUUCCAUUUUA